UUUCAUUUUUAAUCUGUUUCAUGUUGUGGCAGACUAUACGUCGUUAGCUAUUCACGUUCAACUAUGGCGCUUAUGGACGUAUGCUUGUCACCUGAGCUGAAGCAAUCAUGUUUUUCUUCUCGAGCUUGGCAAUCCGAGCCGAACACCUGCGCUCCGAGUCAUUACACGUUCGGACUGAACGCAAACGAACUGGCCGUUCCGACUGGAGUAGACCCGGAGCAGUUUCUCGCGCCACUCGCAGAGGGAGAUACGGACAUCAAAAUUGAAUUCCUCCAUGGCACCACCACCUUAGCUUUCAAGUUCCAGCAUGGAGUGAUGGUGGCUGUGGACUCAAGAGCAUCUGCGGGGUCUUACAUAAGCGCAAAAACAUUCAACAAGGUAAUUGAGAUCAACCCUUAUCUCCUUGGGACAAUGUCUGGCAAUGCCGCAGACUGUGUUUACUGGGAGAGAAGACUGGCUAAGGAGUGCAGGAUUUACAAGCUCAGAAACAAGACACGGAUCAGUGUGGCCGCAGCAUCCAAGCUCCUAGCCAACAUGGUGGCUGAAUAUCGUGGCAUGGGCCUCUCCAUGGGCACUAUGGUUUGUGGCUGGGACGAGAGAGGCCCAGGUCUGUAUUACGUGAGCAGCAGUGGCACCAGGUUAGCAGGAGACAUGUUCUCCACAGGCUCAGGGUGUAACUAUGCCUAUGGUGUGAUGGACACAGGGCACAGGUGGGAUCUGAGUGUACCUGAGGCUUACGACUUGGCAGAGAGAGCCAUUUAUCAUGCCACACACCGUGAUGCCUACUCUGGAGGGGUGGUCAACAUGUACCAUAUGAAAAAAGAUGGCUGGAUCAAGGUUUCCCAGAAUGACGUUGGAGAUCUUCAUUAUAAAUAUGUUUCUGAGCGCAAAUAAUAUAGGACGGAGCAGUCACUGAAUAAUGCUACGACAAGCAAGUUUUUUAAACUAGAGACUAGAGAGUUACUAUUAGUACAAACAUGUAGUUGGAUACAGAAAAUGAUCGUAUCUUUAACAGAUAACAUUUUCAUUGCAAUUACUGUCUGUAAUGUGAAAUAAAUCAUUGCAAAAACA
Puntigrus tetrazona (Sumatra barb) is the source of this 1071-nucleotide messenger RNA. It is a transcript of the gene psmb8a, whose product is annotated as proteasome 20S subunit beta 8A. Bases 64 to 894 code for a protein of 276 amino acids. The transcript has 6 exons. Gene Ontology annotation, molecular function: threonine-type endopeptidase activity. Gene Ontology annotation, cellular component: proteasome core complex. The record is from RefSeq and is a predicted model, not a curated record. Lineage: Eukaryota; Metazoa; Chordata; Actinopteri; Cypriniformes; Cyprinidae.